Messenger RNA from Agrilus planipennis (emerald ash borer), 2556 nucleotides. RefSeq names its product kinesin-like protein subito (gene sub). The transcript has 4 exons. Gene Ontology annotation, molecular function: ATP binding; microtubule binding; plus-end-directed microtubule motor activity. Bases 166 to 2298 code for a protein of 710 amino acids. NCBI's taxonomy places the organism in Eukaryota, Metazoa, Arthropoda, Insecta, Coleoptera, Buprestidae. Gene Ontology annotation, cellular component: nucleus; spindle microtubule. Gene Ontology annotation, biological process: microtubule-based movement; mitotic spindle assembly. The record is from RefSeq and is a predicted model, not a curated record.
GGUUAUUUACAUGCCCGUACUGCGAGUUAAUCUGUGGUUGUCUAUUUUGAUAAUUUUGAAUAUGAUUUUGAAUCCGCAAAACCGUUAAUCUGACGAUCAGAGUAGUGACAGUUUAGUUUAAACUUUUAAUUUUGAUGGUAUUUAAUUUAUUUAUUGGCGAAAAAAAUGGAUGAUUUAUUUGAACAAGCAGAAAUGGAAGCAAUUUCAUACAUUAAAGCUAGAGAUCCAAGUAUUCAGGCAUUAAAUCUACCUAGAAGGUUUGAUAAACCAACUAAUCUUCUUCCACUUUUUGGAGAAGAAAGUCAACAAGAGGAUGAAAAGGAAGAAGAGGACGGACGUUUACAAGUUUAUUUACGCUUUAAAAAAGCUGAUAAUAUUGAGCAGUAUUAUGAAGUUCAAAACGAUCAAACGUUACUUUGUAAAAUACCCAGUGAUGCACAGUGCGUUCGUAACAUUAGGAAUGAGAAGAUUGUUAAAAAGUAUAUAUUCACAAAAAUAUUUCCUCCUGAUGCAAAACAAGUAGACAUCUUUAAUGGGGUUGUAAAAGAAAAAGUGUUAAGAUUUAUUAAUGGACAAAACUGUUCAUUAUUCACCUAUGGUGCAUCAGGAUCUGGAAAAACCUUUACAAUUUUGGGUACAGAUCAAGAGCCAGGGAUAAUUCCAAGAGCUUUAGAAUACUUGUUUCAAACAUUACCACAGCUUCAUGAGCAUACUACUAUGAAACCAAUGCAUCCUGGUUUAAUGAUAAGACUUAACAGUUCAAUAUGCAAAACUGAACGAGAAGCAUGCUAUCAAAUUAUUAAUUCAGUAUCUGACCGUAAAUUGCAUUGUGAAAUGUACAGAUCAAUGCAGAAAAGACUAAGCAACGAACCAGGAGCUGUUUUAGAUGAAGCAGAUGAUGUCAAUUUGGGGGUUUGGGUAACAUUUGCAGAAAUUUAUAAUGAAAGUAUUUAUGACCUGCUAGUGCCUCAGCCUCCUAGAGGGAAAUCUAGACAGAAAUUGUGUUUAGGAGCCAUUAGAGGAAAUAAUUAUAUUAAAAAUUUAAAAGCUGUAAAUGUAAUGUCAGGUUUAGAAGCUUAUAUGGUGCUUCAGUAUGGCCAACAAAACUUACAAUACGCAGAAACACAAUUAAAUUCUCAUUCAAGUAGAUCCCACUGCAUUUUUACCAUUAAAUUAGUACAAAACUCAAAAAAAGACAAUGGGACUUCAAUGAGUCAAUUUCAUUUUUGUGAUUUAGCAGGUUCUGAGAGAGUUAAAAAAACAUUAAAUAUUGGUGAUCGGUUAAAGGAAUCUAAUAAUAUAAACAAUUCUCUUUUGGUCCUUGGAAAAUGUAUAAGUACAGUCCGGGACAUACAAAAGAACAACAGUGAUGGUAAAAUAGUACCUUUCAGAGAAUCAAAACUGACUCGGUUAUUCCAGAAAGCGUUGUCAGGACAUGAACCAAUUGCAAUGAUUGUGAAUUUGAAUCCCUCAAGGAUUAUGUUCGAUGAAAGUUUACAUGUUCUCAAUUUUUCUGCUAUUGCCAAAGAUAUAAUAGUUGAAAAGACAAUAAUUCGAAAUGAGAGACGGGAAAGUAGAUUUUCGCAAUUCUUACAAUCAAAAAGCACUGGUAUCAGUGAAUUCCAAAAAUAUUACGAUGAAGAAAAGGAAGCACUUAAAUCAAUCAUAUGUCAACUUCAAACUGAAUUGCAAUUAAAUGAAGAUACAUAUCAAAGGGAUCGCGCCAGAAUUGUAGCGGGUUACAAGGACAUUAUUGACAACAUAGAAAGGUGCCACCAGCAGCAAAUGGCGAACUUAAAACAAAUUGAGGACAACAAAGUGAAACUUUUGGAGGGAAAAAUUAACAUGUUGAAGAGUCAGUUGGAUAAUGAUUGUAAGAGUGGCAUAAUUGAUCUAACUAUGGAUGAAAAUGAUAUUGAUUAUUACAUAGAAGAACUUGAAAGGUGUCAAAGAGAUAUAGAAAGACAAAAAAUCCACUAUGAAGGUGAACUACGGAAAAAGGAUGUGGAAAUUACAUACCUAAAUAAAAAACUUAGCAUAGCAGAAGAAGACAACCAGAAGUUACAUUUACAAGAGAAAAUUAAGCAGCUUGAAGAAGAAGUUGCUACAUUAAAAGAUACUUUAAGUGAUGCGCAGAAUGAUUAUGUAGAGUUAGAAGCUAAACUUUCUGAAUAUCAGGACUUGUAUGAGGCGCAGGUUUUAAAAAUAGUCCAAUUAGAAGAAGAAAAUUCCCAGUUAAAAGCUGCAUUGCAUAAUAGUGUUCGUGAUUCGGAGGACGAUUUUGAAUUGGAUUUGUAAUAGCUGUGUUUUAAUAUAUUUUGAUAACUGUUUGUAUAUACAUUCCUAUAUUUCAUUAAUACUGAUAUUAUUAAGUACAAAACAUAAUACAUUCUUUACAAUUAUCUUUUAACUGUACAAACCUUUUUUAAGCUACUAAGUUAAUAAUAAGAACAGUAAAGGCCCUAGAAUGGUACCUUGGGGAACUACGAUUUCUAAUUGAAUUAGUUGAUUUAUUCAUUUACUUAUUAAAGUAACUAAUUCAUAGGGGGGGGGAGG